AUGGACCACGACUUUGAGAUGCAGCCUCACGGAGCCCCAGGCGCUGGAAGCUCCUUCUCCCGCAGCCACCUACUAGGGCGCCCUGCCCGCCCCUCAAAGCUCCCUGGAGGGGUGUCGCCUCUCAUCCCUGUUCUCAAGAAGACCAUCCAUCUGGAUGCUUUCCCCCAGAGCCACAUUCCACAGGCUUCCGGCCGAGCAGGCCUUGGAGCUAGGGCAUGGAGUGUGCCCCCACAGGACACUGGCAAGAGCCUGGCACCCAGGAAGCUCAGCUCCAUCUCCUUAACAGUCCGCCAGCACAGCCAGGCAUGGCCCUUGGGCCCCUUACCUUCUCACUGGGAACAGGUGUCUACCCCGGGCAGGGAGGCUGCCACCCACAGAGGAGGGAGGCUGCCUUCUCCUGACUCACCAUCUGUGACCCUGGCGCCAGGGGACAGGGUCCACUCCGAGGGCUCAGGUCGCCCAGGUCUGGCCAAGCCCAACAGGAUGCCUGUAGUGGAGAAGCCCCUGGUGAGUUCAUGCCUGACCCUGCCUUUCCAGUCCCGGUUAACCCAGAGUCCACCGGGUCCUGCAGGGCCAGGCUUGGUGGGUCAGAGGCGCCCUGUCCCAGCGACUGCCCAUGUGCCUACCAGAGCUUCUCCAGGAAGAGGCAAGCCCCGGUCCAGGGGUAUUCAGAGACCCCGGCUGCAUCUCCAAAGGGCCAUCCCUGCCACGGGGCCCGCAACCGCCAUGGGUUUGGCGGUUCUGGAUACGACGAGGCCAGGCACAUCCAGACAUUUAUCCACAAUGGCCACCAAUAGGCCUGGCUUGGCUGUCAACUUGGCUACACCAAACACCUCUAGACUGGACACAAGCACUGAGUUCCCUCACCUGGAUAGCAAACUGGGCUCUGCCGUGGGCUUGGCUAAAGCAGGCACAACCGAGCCACGCGCGGUCAUGGAGGUGGUGACCCCAGACCCAGAAAAGGUGGGCAAAGCCAUAGCUACAGCAGGCACAGCCAAGCCAGAUACAACCACAGAGGGUACAGCCAGGGAAGUGGCAGCAGCAGAUCCAGUCAAGCUGGACACAGCCAUGGCGUCGACUAGCGCGAAUAUAGCCAAGCCGGACAUCACUACGGAUUCUCUUGUUUUGGAUACAAGCGGGCUGGGCACAGCCAUGCAUUCGGCUGUGCCAGUCACGCCAGACCCAGUCACUGGGGAGGUCACACUGGACAGUGUCAUUAAGCUGACUAGAUCAGACACUGUCACCUACCCAGCAAUGCCAAGCAGAAGCACAGAUGCAGCCCUGGAUCGUGCUCGGGCAGAUGCUGCCACAGACUGGGUCACAGAGCUCACCAUGCUGGACCUGGCCAGACAAACCAAAGGGCUCCCGGAGACCAGGACGGACGCAGCCAUGUCAGAGCUGGUGCCUGAGCCCAGGCCCAAGCCGGCAGUACCCAUGAAGCCCGUCAGCAUCAACCCCAACCUGCUGGGCUACAUUGGCAUUGACACCAUCAUCGAGCAGAUGCGCAAGAAGACCAUGAAGACUGGUUUCGACUUCAACAUCAUGGUCGUUGGUCAGAGUGGACUGGGCAAGUCAACGCUAGUCAACACCCUCUUCAAAUCCCAAGUGAGCCGCAAGGCCUCCAGCUGGAACCGGGAAGAGAAGAUUCCCAAGACGGUGGAGAUCAAAGCUAUCGGGCACGUGAUAGAGGAAGGCGGUGUCAAAAUGAAGCUGACUGUCAUCGACACGCCAGGCUUUGGAGACCAGAUCAACAAUGAAAACUGCUGGGAGCCCAUCGAGAAAUACAUCAAUGAACAAUAUGAGAAAUUCCUGAAGGAGGAGGUGAACAUAGCCAGGAAGAAACGCAUCCCUGACACUCGUGUCCACUGCUGCCUCUACUUCAUCUCCCCGACAGGACACUCCUUGCGACCUCUCGACCUGGAGUUCAUGAAACACCUCAGCAAAGUUGUGAACAUCGUUCCUGUCAUUGCUAAGGCUGACACCAUGACCCUGGAGGAGAAGUCUGAAUUCAAGCAAAGGGUUCGAAAGGAGCUUGAAGCAAAUGGCAUUGAAUUCUACCCCCAGAAGGAGUUUGAUGAGGAUUUGGAGGACAAGACAGAGAAUGACAAAAUCCGGCAGGAGAGCAUGCCUUUCGCCGUGGUGGGAAGUGACAAGGAGUACCAGGUGAAUGGCAAGCGGGUCCUCGGCAGGAAAACUCCCUGGGGAAUCAUCGAAGUGGAAAACCUCAACCACUGUGAGUUUGCCCUGCUUCGAGACUUUGUCAUCAGGACCCACCUCCAGGACCUCAAGGAAGUGACACACAACAUCCACUAUGAGACCUACAGGGCCAAGCGGCUCAAUGACAAUGGAGGCCUCCCCCCGGGAGAAGGCCUCCUGGGCGCUGUCCUUCCACCUGGGCUAGCCACCCCCUGCCCCACUGCAGAAUGAAAGCCAUUUCGAGCGCCGCCCCUCCCUCCGUAUUCCUCUCAGCUGUUGUUGCUGCAGGGCCACGCCCUUUUCAGUGCUGUGCGUGUCCAGGCAGCACCACGGCCCCGCCCAGCCCGCAGCCGGUGGGAGGGGCCAGCUGCCUCUUUAGGACAGUUGCUUCCUCCAUUCAUCCAAACCACCCCUCUCGUCCCAGUGGAAUGGAGUUCUCGCCAGCACUGCCCUCCUCCGUCGUCUGUGUCAGCUGGUCCUAGCCCAUCUGUAGGGUGAAAGAGCUCACCAAGAGCUCCUGCCCUCGCAAACCCAUACCGGCGGCUUGUAACCGUCUCCAAGGGCAGUGGCACUGCGCCCCAUCCAUUCAUCCACAUGAGCUACUCUUGACUUGCUAAAAGGGUCAAGAAAGCAACUUUUCUGCUUGUCAGAUUUGUUGACGUCAGCUGUGUGAGCCCCAAGGUGGGACGAAGGUGUCUCCUUCAUUGCUCAAAGCUUAUUUAUAAGGAUGGGUCACUACAGAUCUGGGGGAGCAAGGGCUAGGAUCACUUUUUAAAACAUCGCUGCUUGUGGCUGGCCCGGAGGGCAGUCACACACCCUCCCUGCCCCAUAAUGCAGCCACUUAGGGAGCGUGGUUUUCCUGAGACAUUCCUGGAGUUGACUUCCUUAUCCUCAAACUUUAAAUAAGAACUAAAUGCACACACAAAACUCCAGAAAGUCACAGGAUGUGAACUCUAGGAGGAAAAAAGCACCCUUCUGUCCACUUAGCAAUAAGAGGGAAUCUCUUCCCACCCACCCGGACCACUCCACCCCACCCCCUCCCCCACUCCGUUAACGUGAGUA
Kogia breviceps (pygmy sperm whale) is the source of this 3258-nucleotide messenger RNA. RefSeq names its product septin 3 (gene SEPTIN3). NCBI's taxonomy places the organism in Eukaryota, Metazoa, Chordata, Mammalia, Artiodactyla, Physeteridae. Gene Ontology annotation, molecular function: GTP binding; GTPase activity; molecular adaptor activity. Gene Ontology annotation, cellular component: septin complex; septin ring; microtubule cytoskeleton. Gene Ontology annotation, biological process: intracellular protein localization; cytoskeleton-dependent cytokinesis. The record is from RefSeq and is a predicted model, not a curated record.